AUGGCAAUGGAUUCUGACAAGCUACUAAUCCUUGAGGAGACCGAAGGGUCCAGUCAAGAUGAUACGAUUGAGUUGGUGCCAUUAUCUUCCGCCUCCGAGUUGUUGGAUCAUAGUGAAUCCCAACUAGCCGCACUGCAACGGGCUCAAGACGAGUUCCAGCAAGCUUAUAAUCAUGCACCACAGUAUGUCGCCCGUGCUCCAGGACGCGUCAAUCUGAUUGGAGAGCAUAUCGACUACAAUGGAUUUGGUGUCCUUCCCAUGGCACUGCAGCAGAGUGUCUUUUGUGCCGUCUCUUGUCGACAGAGUCAACUAGCGACUACCACUACUGAUACAACAGCAGAGUCCACACUGGAGUUGCACAUUCAGAGUACCAGCCCCCAGGCUCCUCCCUGUCGUGUCCAAUACAACGUGUCGGAAAUCCUGGACAGAUUGUCACAGGCGGAGAGCAGCAGCAAUGAUCCACCCUUUUUAAAGACUCAAGAAGAAAAUUUUCCAGAUUGGUCUCAUUACGUUCUUUGCGCUAUUUUUGGAAUCCUUCAACAACUACAAGAAACACAUCCCACACAGUUGACUGCCAAAUUACAUCCACAACACACGACCAUUUGCUUCCUCAUUCACGGAACCGUCCCACAAGGUGCCGGGGUCAGCAGUUCCUCUGCGUUGGUCGUUGCCUCGGCCAUGGCCACUGUCACUGCACUAUUAUCAUCCAAUAAUAGUAGUACUAGCAGUGCUAUCACCAAGACACAAAUGGCGGCUCUGUGUGCCCGAUGCGAACGAUGGGUCGGAACCGAAGGGGGUGGCAUGGAUCAAGCCAUUUCCAUCUUUGGCCGUCUGCAAUACAUUCAAUUCCAACCUACAUUGGCGCACGCAUCCGUCUCUUCUUUGCCAUUGUUAUGGGUGGUCUGUCACAGUCUGCAAGAAUCUCAUAAACGAGUGGAUGCCGCGCUCUAUUUCAACAAACGAGUGGUGGAAUGCAAAGUGGCGUGUCGGUGGUUGGCGCACACAAUCGUAAAAAAGAACGACAAUGAUACAUAUCCCACAUUGCUGUGGGAGUUGGUACGGCAAAGCAACCUCUCCUUCUCCGAGUUGGAAGCAGUGACGAAAGAGAAAAUCCCCGAAACAGUCACUCGAGCCGAACUAGAAAGAUUUGUCUUGGGGGCUACCACCGAGGAACACAACAAUGCACUCGUUGCGCAAUUAGCCUCCCAACUGGGAAUUGCCCGUCCAGCUGGUAUGGAAGUCCUGAAGGUGGCCGAAUCCUAUUCGGUUCGCGAUCGUCUCCUUCAUGUUCUUUCCGAGGCACGUCGCGUGCAAGCAUUCCGUUCUCUCUGUGGUGGACCAGCCGACAACAACGCUAACAAUAAUAAGAAAGAUGCGGAAAGGCAGGUGGGAACGCUACUGAAUCAGAGCCACGCGAGCUGUUCGGAUUGGUACCAGUGCUCGUCUCGCCAGCUGGACCAACUUCAACAUACCUGCCAACAAGCUCCUGGAGCUCUUGGAUCUCGCAUGACGGGGGCCGGAUGGGGUGGGUGUGUCGUUGCCUUGGUGUCAAGUAACCAAGUCGAUGAAUUUUGUCAAUUUGUGAGAACCAACUACUAUGCGGAUAUCCCCGACGAUGACAAGCCCACCAAUGAGUCUGAUUACAUGUUUGUGACCCAACCCUCUCCGGGGAGCAAUGUGUUUGAAAGUAACUAA
Molecule: messenger RNA, 1695 nt
Organism: Seminavis robusta
Lineage: Eukaryota; Bacillariophyta; Bacillariophyceae; Naviculales; Naviculaceae
Source: the annotation of a GenBank genome assembly